Messenger RNA from Myzus persicae (green peach aphid), 1669 nucleotides. RefSeq names its product testis-specific serine/threonine-protein kinase 3-like. NCBI's taxonomy places the organism in Eukaryota, Metazoa, Arthropoda, Insecta, Hemiptera, Aphididae. Bases 233 to 1174 code for a protein of 313 amino acids. Gene Ontology annotation, molecular function: ATP binding; protein serine/threonine kinase activity; tau-protein kinase activity. The transcript has 6 exons. The record is from RefSeq and is a predicted model, not a curated record. Gene Ontology annotation, cellular component: cytoplasm. Gene Ontology annotation, biological process: intracellular signal transduction; protein phosphorylation; microtubule cytoskeleton organization.
GCUACGGGAUAAAUUCGAAUAAUUAAAUAUAGGUGCCCAUAUGAUUAUAGGUACUACAGUAGCCUUGGUGACGAACGUUUUGUAGAUUUUAAACAAUAUCUGUGCACGGAAACGUUAAAUAAAACGAACUAUGGAUACGCAAAAAAAAUUUGUUUGGACAAAUAAUAAAUUCAUAGAUAAAUAUAUAUAGGGAUUUAAAAAAAAAAUUGUACAAUAAAGCAAAACUAUUUGAAUGGCCGAUGGAGCAGAAAACACAAACACUAACGUGAAACCAGAAAAAGUCAAAUCAAAAGAAAAGAAAAAAUCAAAAGAUCAAAAGCUUUCGGUAUUAGAAACGCACGGUUACACUGUUGGCCGAAGCGUGGGUACUGGAUCAUACGCUACCGUUAAGAUUGCACAUUCCGAACGCCAUAAGACCAAUGUGGCAAUUAAAAUAGUUUCAAAACUUCAGGAGGCGACCGAUUAUUUGGAAAAAUUUCUACCCAGAGAAAUCGAAGUAGUCAAAGGCCUAAAACACGAUAAUUUAAUCAGAUACUAUCAAGCGAUCGAAACAACACACCGAGUUUACAUCAUUAUGGAAUACGCGGAAAAUGGGAGUUUAUUGGACAUCAUCAAAAGAGACGGUAAAAUAGACGACGAUAGAGCUCGAAAAUGGUUCAUGGAACUUGUUAACGCAAUAGAAUAUUGUCACUCAAAAGGAGUCGUACACAGAGACAUUAAAUGUGAAAACCUGUUGAUGGACACCAAUUACAAUAUCAAGUUAUCGGAUUUCGGGUUCGCUCGAAAUGAAAUGAUAAAGAAAAACGGUCAGAUGAAAACGAGCAGCACGUUCUGCGGCAGUUACGCUUACGCGUCACCAGAAAUAUUGAAAGGCAUACCCUAUCAGCCCAAUACAGCUGACAUUUGGUCCAUCGGAGUAGUGCUUUACGCCAUGAUAUUUGGAACUCUGCCCUUUGAUGAUACAACUUAUCAAAAGUUACUGAAACAAGUACAAAAGCCAGUUUCAUUCCCUCGAGACGUAGUUAUUUCCGAUACCUGUAAACAGAUGAUAAUAAAAUUACUCGCUCCACUGAAAGUCCGUUUGAGCAUAUCAGAUAUUAAACUUCAACCGUGGAGUCAACUUCCUGCCAAAAGUCCUACUGGAAAAAACGACAACGAACAAACAAUAUCUUGACGGACUGGUUGAAAAUGGAGCCAAGACAAGAAAUUAAGUAUUAAAUAUUGGUAAAAAAACUCAUGGAUUUAAAUUGUACACAACCUAAAACACAUCAAUGUAUCUAUAUCAAUGCAAUAACCAAAAAUUUUAUUCUUAGUUAUAAAAUAUGGAAAAAAACUAUUCGGAUUGUUGUGUUUGUACUCUUUUCACAUCUUAGUCGAUAAACGUUUUUAACAGAUUAUUGUAAUACUAUUAUAUUAACUACUAAGAUAAUAUUAAGUAGCUAAGUUCUUGGACUAUAAAUUGUAAUAUACCUGAUAGUUUUGGGUGGUGGAUAAGUGGUGUGUAUAAAUGUAUGUUUAUUAUAACCACGAUAUUGAUAUAGGAGCAAUAACUAGAGUUACAAUUCUAGAAGGGCUACAGCUCACAUAACACAACUAUUAAUUUAAAACAACCCAUCGAGGGUAUACAGUAAAGUUACACACCUAAAUCAAUGAGACAUAUAUUUGGGGG